AUGCUGGAUAAGAUCCGCGAGGAAGCCACCUCGCUGUUGGAGGAUGGGUUCACAUUGCAAGAUGGUAGCCGCUACUUUGCAUGUCUAGUGGCGGUCAAAGGCGAUGCGCCGGCGAUCGCCAAGGCCGGCAACCUGGACAGGAAUUUCCAAAACCUCGGGAACCCACUCUGUCCUGAAUGCCUAGCUGGAGCACCCGGUGUCCCCUUCGAGGAUUGCUACUUCAGUGCCUCCUCCAUUGUCUUGAUUGCCGAGCUUGGGUAUUGGAACAGCGAUAGCAACAACUUUGACGAUGUCAUGGAGAGAGCCUAUGAGGACUUCGCCCACUACGUGAAGCAUGACUUCAGAGGUGGAGGUGUACCGCAUCUCAAACACUUCACUCGCACGAACCUACAUUACCCACGUACAAGUUCCUUCCCCUACAUGCGACCAAAGGGAAGUGAUAUCAUGCUGUUGACGAGGUGGCUCGGCUUCUUGAUGCUCCAUGGUCCUCUUCUUGGUGGUGCUCGAAGCAACGGAAACAUGAUUGACAACCCACUAGAUGCUUCCCAUGCUGGGUUUUUCAGGAACAUCUCUGCAGCCUCGACGGCGGCUGCAAAGUUUUUUCGGGUCAUACACAACCGGGGCCUUUGGCUCAGCAGAGAGUACGCGCAGCAAGUGAAAGGUGCCACACUUCAGUUUGCAGAAGCCUAUUCUCAAUUGGCAAUGCAGUGCCACACAGAAGGAAGGGCCCGAUACUCCUUGGUCCCAUCUUUCCACUACUGGCACCAUUUCUAUGUCGACGCUAAGCGACAGCUACGGGAUCCCACUCGUCAGUACCUUCUAUCAGCGAGCAUCGGUUCGUGUGAGGCGGACGAGGAUUUCAUUGGCAAAGUUAGCCAAAU
Molecule: messenger RNA, 881 nt
Organism: Symbiodinium sp. CCMP2456
Lineage: Eukaryota; Dinophyceae; Suessiales; Symbiodiniaceae
Source: the annotation of a GenBank genome assembly